This is a messenger RNA of Vombatus ursinus (common wombat), 878 nucleotides long. It is a transcript of the gene PPP1R27, whose product is annotated as protein phosphatase 1 regulatory subunit 27. The record is from RefSeq and is a predicted model, not a curated record. The coding region runs from base 214 to 678 and encodes 154 amino acids. Gene Ontology annotation, molecular function: phosphatase binding. The transcript has 5 exons. NCBI's taxonomy places the organism in Eukaryota, Metazoa, Chordata, Mammalia, Diprotodontia, Vombatidae.
CUCGUCUCUGUGUUUAUCUGGUUGAGGACCGAAGACUGACCAGGAGGGAAGCCCUGAGAAGCCAGCCUACUGGGACUCAAACCUAGGGGGCUUUGGAACUUGGUGGGAUUCUGCUAUAUAGGAACUGAAUUAAACUGUGAACCUAAUCCCGCUCUUCUCCCCAUAGACAGAGGGCACCUGGGGAGAGUUUACUUUCUCCCACGGCCUGCUAGGAUGCGUUACUCAGUGCCAACCACCUCUGCCCACCGCAGCCGCUAUAAUCGGCGGCGCCUGCAUGCAGAGCGCUGUGUCCGAUUUCCCAAUGAUGUCCUGUUUUUGGAUCACAUCCGACAGGGUGACCUGCGGCAGGUAGGACGCUUCAUCCGGACUGGAAAAGUCUCCCUGGAUACCAUCUAUCCCUCAGGUCUGGCCGCCCUGCAUGAAGCAGUACUUUCUGGGAACCUGGAGUGUGUGAAGCUGCUUGUCAAGUAUGGGGCUGACAUUCACCAGAGGGAUGAAACAGGAUGGACUGCAUUGCACAUGGCCUGCAGUGAUGGCUACCCAGACAUUGCCAGAUACCUCAUCUCCCUGGGGGCUCACGUAGACGUUGCCAAUGACGACGGUGACUUGCCCUCCGACCUCAUCGACCCCGACUACACGGAUCUGGUGGAGCUAUUCAAAGGGGCCAAGAUGGACUGACUUGCUGCCCUCCUCCCCAUGCAGAGCCCUCACUGUCCUCGCCACCGUCCCCCCUCCCCUGGAGACCCUGGACCUGAAGCGGGGUUUGGCGGGGAGGAGCCGGAGCUGGAGUUGUGAAGUUAAGCUGUUUAUUAAGCUCUCACAGGGUGCCCCCUCCCCAAGCCCCGCCCCGCCCCGGGCCACCUGGCCCGAGGCCCCGC